UGGGAGAGAGGUGAUGAAAGGGCAGGCCGGGAGGUGAAGGAUGUGCCGGGCUGGCUGUGGGUUGGCGUUCGUGGUUCGUGAUUUCCUGGGUACGGCGGGUUAGAUGUUUGAUGACGCUCAGGCAAAUUUAAUGAGAGACGAUUUCCGAAGUGUGGAGUUUAGCCCGCUCGUUGUGAGUCCGGUGAUGGGCCAGCAUCUCGGGCCGCGACAACGGCCACUUGCUCUCGGGCUUUCAUAUCAUCUCUGCCUCGCCAACCGCCAGGGAAUCUUACUCGCGGUUGGUUCAUUGCAGCCAGCGAACAACAAUGGCGCACAAAAUUUCUUUUCGAUCUUCCCGCGCACAAGAAUCCACCGAUCACAGACGGCCAACUCUCGUGCCCUCAGUCGUUCUGGAUUCCGACUUCCGAUCCACUUUUUUCAUGAAACCAUCGACAGGUUAGCAGCAAAAGGAAACUCUCCUUCAGGUAUGAAUUUCAGUCAUCACCGACUCGAUGCAAGCAGAAACCCCGACCACUAACAGCUGGCUCGCGGUUCAGGUCUCUUUCUUGCAAUCUAUUGUCCGCGAA
Parathielavia appendiculata is the source of this 566-nucleotide messenger RNA. RefSeq lists its product as uncharacterized. The record is from RefSeq and is a predicted model, not a curated record. Lineage: Eukaryota; Fungi; Ascomycota; Sordariomycetes; Sordariales; Chaetomiaceae. The transcript has a single exon. Bases 104 to 517 code for a protein of 137 amino acids.